Harpia harpyja (harpy eagle) is the source of this 1281-nucleotide messenger RNA. It is a transcript of the gene RAB17, whose product is annotated as RAB17, member RAS oncogene family. Gene Ontology annotation, molecular function: GTP binding; GTPase activity. Lineage: Eukaryota; Metazoa; Chordata; Aves; Accipitriformes; Accipitridae. The record is from RefSeq and is a predicted model, not a curated record. Bases 225 to 866 code for a protein of 213 amino acids. The transcript is spliced from 6 exons.
ACAUUAAACCAGCAGGCUCCAUAGGGGAAUCUGGUUAACAUUGGUCAGAGCUGCCUCCGCAUACCCACCCAUUGCCCACGGGAAGGAGAGAGGAGACAUCGAGACAGGGGAACAGGGGUGUCUGGCUGAGAACACAAUUUCCUGGCUGCAACGAUGCUUAAUCCUCCAUUAGGAAGUGAGAAAUGAUCUGUGUCGCGGCUGUUUCGGUACUCACCUUCUAGGGCAUGGCACAGAAAGCAAUGCCGGGCACCUCCCUGGAGGGGAUUCGACCCACCUACACCUACAAGGUGGUUCUGCUGGGGAGCAUGUCGGUGGGAAAGUCAAGCCUGGCCUACCGAUACGUGAAAAAUGACUUCAAGGAGUUGCUGCCAACCGUGGGAUGCUCCUUCCUCACACAGACGCUCAACCUGGAGGUAGCCACCGCCAAGUUUGAGAUCUGGGACACGGCAGGCCAGGAGAAGUACCACAGUGUCUGCCACCUCUACUACCGGGGUGCCCACGCUGCUCUCCUCAUUUAUGACAUUACUAACAAGGAAACACUCAACAAAGCAAAGCUGUGGCUGAGGGACCUGGAGAAAGAAUUCCUUCCUAAUGAAAUCGUCAUUGCUUUAGUGGGCAACAAGAUGGACCUUGCUGCUGAGCGAGAAGUUGCCACCGAGGAGGGGGAAGAGUUUGCAAGAACAAAAGGCCUCCUGUUCAUGGAGACAUCUGCAAAAUCCAGCCACCAAGUAAAUGAUAUCUUUAUGGCCAUAGCCCAAGAGCUCCUGCAGCGGGAACAAGAGAAGGCAUCCACCCCAUCCCUCCACAGGAGGUCAACAGUUGACCUGGGGGAGAGUGGGGCAAGGAUGGGGUGCUGCCAGCUCUGAGGAGGGGCAGCUCUGGACCUCAGCAGUGGCUGCAUGAGGUCUCCAAGAGGAGCAAUGACAAAGCAGGGGGGAUGCAGAAGUGCAGAGGCAGCUCAACCUAACCACACUCCCCCUCGGAGCAAGGUCAGAGCCCAUCGCGGGGGCACAGGGCCUCUUCAACCCUCCAGCACUGGCUUCAUCCAAGAGGUAAAGCACGGGGGUUUCUUCCACCAACUUUCCACUUCCAGAGAGGAGCUUGACCCCCCAGCACCACUGCCACUGGCCCUGACUGGUGAUAUCCCCCUGCCCCAGCUGCAUGUCACCUCCUCCAUCUCUCUUCCCAUUUGAAAAGGGAGGGGUUAACUUUCCUGAGAGAAGCAGGUGCAUCCCAGUGACUUUACACCCAGGCUGCAAAUAAAGAGAAUAUUGCCCUAAA